GUCAAACACGCAGUCGCUUCCUGGUUACAGGGGGACUGCCGUGGAACAUUUCCGGGAGUGAUGGUCAGUGACUCGAGUUCGGUCGCGCAGGUCGCUGAAGGAUCAUGCUGAUUCUCAUCUCACGGUUAUUAUUUAUGGCGGCGAUGUGGCAUGUGGCAAACGGGAAGACACCUCUGCCAUAUGAAUCAGCUGGAACAUGUAAUAAUGCAUCCUCCGAAUAUUACGUCAAACAGCAGAAACUGUGCUGCAGUAGAUGCAAACCAGGGACUCACCUGGUGACUAAGUGCACUAGUAAUUCGGACACCAUCUGUGAACCCUGCCAAGAUGGAAAUUACGCAGAAACAAUUAACCAUUUUCCCAACUGUUUCUCUUGUCGAAAGUGUAAAGAUGGGAAAGGACUGAUUUAUGGCAGAUACUGCUCUGCUGAUACCAACGCUGUUUGCAUUUGCAAGCCUGGAAUGUACUGUUCUAAACUUAAUUAUGAAGAAGAAUGUGAGGAAUGUAAAAAAUAUAGACCCUGCAAACCGGGUGAAUAUGUCGCCGAUCAAGGCUCACCUAGAUCUGAUGUCAAGUGUGCAUCGUGUCCACCUGGAAAGUUUUCAAACCACAGUAAUGCUGAGCAGUGUGAACCACACACAGAAUGUGAAGGCAGGUCAGUUUUAAGACUUGGCAACUCUACAACUGACACAGUGUGUGAGAUGACGUCACCACCACCAACAACAACAACAACAACGACGGCUCCUCUUCGGAGUUCAUCCAAGCAUCCUCAGCCAAAACAACAGCAUGAAUUAUCGAAUCAAACAAAGGAACCACAGCACAUAGAUACAACCUUCACCACAUCUCUGUCUCCACCGAGCAGCGUGGCACCAAGCACAUUAACAAUACCCAAUGAAAUUCGGCCCCCUGACACAAAAGACAUGAUCUACUACUUUGUCAUUGUUGCUUGCGUGCUGGUUUUGCUGACGUUGCUGGCAGUGAUGGUGAUUAUCGCUUGCAAGUUACGAAAGAGGAACGGUUUACAAAGGUAUCAUAUCACAGAUGCCAACAAGCUGGAGCAGGAUGCCUCAGCGAGCAGCACGCCUGACUGUCAGCACCUGUUACCCAUCGACAGGUGCCAGAAGGAGCCGUCCAUGACUUCAUCGGACAGCCAGAGUCAGCCAGACUCCGGUCACAGCAGCGCUGACUGGCUGGAGCGCACCAGCCAGGAGUCCAUACCAGAGCAGCCAUCUGUCUCCAGCCCCAUGGUCAACCUCAGCAUCACGGCCACCCUCACCUGCCAGCUGAACCCGACGACAGCGUGCUGCUCCAUCCCUCUCAACACAUCCGCACGGACACCCCAUGUUGAAGCUCCGGUGCCGCUUUCUCAAGAAGAGGUCUGUAUAUCCUGCCAGCAAGAGGACGGUAAAGAAGCUCUGCAGUCAGUGCAGGAGAGCGGCUCGUGUGUCUUCUGAUUGGACUGAUCAAAUAUAUAUGUUUUAGAAAUGCAAUGCGAUGUUAAACAGUAAAAAAAAAAAAAAAAGACAUGCAUUGCAUUAUUUCAAAAAUAAUUAUAUCACCUUAAAAUAAAAAUUGCUGGCUCUCCAAGAUGUAGAUGAGUUUGUUUGAAAUGUAGCAUUGCAUCACUUGGCUCAGCAUUGGAUCCUGUGCAGUGAAUGGGUGCCGUCAGAAUGAGAGUCCAAUUUGUGAGCAAGUGAUGUCAUAAUAUUUUUUUCCAAAUGUGGCCCAAUGAAAAACAAACUCAUCUUUAUCUUUAACGGCCUGAUGAAUUAAUUUUCAGCAUUUUUUUUUUAUUUUGGGGUGAACUAUUCCUUUAAUGUGUAAGUCUGACAUGUAAAACAGACUGAUAUGUAAGCUCACGUAUUACUGAAGGGCUAAUUGGUGUUUUUCUCCAUCCUCCAAGAGCAGGUGGGUUGAAGGCAGAUUUAGUUUUGUUUCAAAUAAAUUGCACAUAAUUGCUGGCACUUCUUAAAAAGUAAUAAUUUGCAUUAGAUUUUAUGCCAAAAGUCUAUUCACCAAACUCACCAAGUAUGUUAAGUUGACAGUACUGAUAACUGUUGGCCCUAUUGACAUAUUGGUAGACCACUAAUGCAAAUUGUUUUUAUUAGUGAACUUUUAUUGUAAAGUGACAUGAUUACUAUCUCUCUUCAGUAAUUAUCAUUAACAUUUGAUAAGGACAAAGUUUUUACACCUCACUGAUGAGACUAAAUCAAUGAUAUUUCCAUAUGCUGUAUAGAUAUAUGAAGCUAACGCCACCCAGUGGUUGUUAACUGGGCUCCAUGUGUUCUCCUGUCAUACUGUUUAUCUUUUCAUACUGUCAUAUCAUUUAUAGACUCACUGAAUGUGUUUUGUGGGAUUAUGUGAGAUGAAUGAAUGAGUACAGACUUAUAUUACUGCACAGGUUGUCCAACACUUUUAGAUGUUAUAUAUCUAAAAAUAUUGUAUUUCUUAUAUAUUAUAUCUGAAGAUAUUACAAUGGACAAUCAACAUGUUGUAUAUAUUAAAUUGCCAAGUAUAUUUUCAAAUGUUAUGGUAGAAUAUGUAUAUACUUGUAUUUUUUUUUUAUGUUUUUCAACUUGUAAAUUAAUAGUUUUUUGUAAAAAAUUUGUAUAUGCACUUUUAUAAAGCACAGUUCUAUUCACAAUUGUCUAUAUU
This is a messenger RNA of Carassius gibelio (silver crucian carp), 2652 nucleotides long. Its product is annotated as tumor necrosis factor receptor superfamily member 5. Gene Ontology annotation, biological process: extrinsic apoptotic signaling pathway; regulation of T cell proliferation; regulation of T cell cytokine production. Gene Ontology annotation, molecular function: tumor necrosis factor binding; tumor necrosis factor receptor activity. Lineage: Eukaryota; Metazoa; Chordata; Actinopteri; Cypriniformes; Cyprinidae. The transcript is spliced from 9 exons. The record is from RefSeq and is a predicted model, not a curated record. The coding region runs from base 105 to 1451 and encodes 448 amino acids.